This is a messenger RNA of Papaver somniferum (opium poppy), 1457 nucleotides long. Its product is annotated as ureide permease 2-like. The coding region runs from base 123 to 1301 and encodes 392 amino acids. NCBI's taxonomy places the organism in Eukaryota, Viridiplantae, Streptophyta, Magnoliopsida, Ranunculales, Papaveraceae. The record is from RefSeq and is a predicted model, not a curated record. Gene Ontology annotation, molecular function: uracil:monoatomic cation symporter activity; allantoin:proton symporter activity. Gene Ontology annotation, biological process: nitrogen compound transport. Gene Ontology annotation, cellular component: membrane. The transcript is spliced from 6 exons.
AAGUGGGGUUUUGCAUCACUUUAGCUAAUAAGAAAGCUACGUUUCUUCUGCUCUUAUUUAUUAGUUUCCUCUUCUUUGAUUUCUUCUAAUUGAGUUAUUGAGAGAUUUUGAGAUCUGAAAAAAUGUAUGUAGUUCAGAGUAAAGGAGGAGCCAUAGGCUGUAUGUUUCUUUCUCUAUUCUUCUUAGGUACAUGGCCUGUUAUUAUUGCUCUUCUAGAGAGAAGAGGUAAGCUUCCACAGCAUACUUACCUUGAUUACUCCAUUACAAAUCUCUUAGCUGCUGUAUUAAUUGCUCUAACAUUCGGGAAAAUCGGAGGUAGCCAACCGGAUAUGCCAAAUUUCAUCACUCAGCUUUAUCAGGACAAUUGGCCAUGCGUCUUGUUUGCUAUGGCAGGUGGGGUGUUUCUCAGUGUCGGAAACCUUGCUACGCAGUAUGCUUGGCCGUUGGUGGGUAUCUCGGUGACCGGAGUCAUUUGUUCAAGCAUAGUGGUUGUUAUAGGCACAACUAUUAAUUACUUCUUAGAUGCACGAAUGAACAAGGCCAAGAUUCUUUUCCCAGGAGUUGCAUGUUUUCUCGUUGCAGUUUUUCUUGGAUCUGCUGUUCACGCUUCAAAUGCAGCUGAUAAUAAAGCAAAGCUUAGUAGUUAUGAAGAAGCUUCCGGCAGCAUAGAUGGUAGAAAAGAUUUGGAGAAUGGAACUGUUCGUCUAAAGAAAGCUGAAGUAGGAACUGCAAACUUCCUUGUAGAGAUUGAAAAUAAAAGGGCGAUCAAGGUGUUUGGAAAGAGUACUUUGAUCGGCUUGGGUAUAACAUUCUUUGCCGGUCUUUGCUUCUCCGUUUUCUCCCCAGCAUUCAAUUUAGCGACAAAUGAUCAAUUGCACAUGAUGACUCCAGGGGUUCCCCAUUUAGUUGUCUACACUGCCUUUUUCUACUUCUCUGUAUCAUGUUUUGUGAUGGCUAUCAUUCUAAACAUCAUUUUCCUGUACUAUCCUGUAUUCAACCUACCACGGUCUUCCCUUAAGGCUUACAUCAAUGAUUGGAAUGGUAGAAAUUGGGCUCUUCUGGCAGGAUUUAUCUGUGGUUUCGGAAACGGUCUCCAGUUCAUGGGCGGUCAAGCUGCUGGAUAUGCAGCAGCAGAUGCUGUUCAGGCACUUCCACUUGUAAGCACAUUCUGGGGAAUACUUUUAUUGGGAGAGUAUCGGAAGUCUUCGGAAAAAACAUAUGUGUUGCUUGUUAGCAUGUUAUUGAUGUUUAUCGUGGCAGUUGGGAUUCUUAUGGCAUCAUCCAGGCAUCGAAAGAAAUAAUAUAAUAGUCUGUUAAAUUGUCAUUACAUAUAUGUAAUAAGAGAGGAUUUCAACAAACAAAGCAUGAAAUAGAGUUAUCAAAAUCAAGUUGUAUAAUCUCACAUAUUACGCUACAAAUUGUCAUCGUAUAUGCAGAUCAAGUACGAUAGAAAGACA